Acanthaster planci (crown-of-thorns starfish) is the source of this 4000-nucleotide messenger RNA. Its product is annotated as peroxisomal multifunctional enzyme type 2-like. The record is from RefSeq and is a predicted model, not a curated record. Gene Ontology annotation, molecular function: oxidoreductase activity. NCBI's taxonomy places the organism in Eukaryota, Metazoa, Echinodermata, Asteroidea, Valvatida, Acanthasteridae.
UGAUAUUUGCUACCACAGCAAACUUUGCACAGGAGUUAUACACGGUCCACCUCUUUUUAGACUUCUUGGGCUUUGUGCCUCUAUGAAACGAAUGGAGCCGAGGAUAGAGUAGGAGUGUCUUAAAGGUGGUGACUUGGAGAAUGUUUGGUGGCUUAACCCCCUCAUCCUAGCCAUCUCUAAGCUAUGCAGACUGCUAGAUCAUUUUUUGACAACUCUGACUGUGAACUGACGGACGCACCUGCACUACCGGUUAGAUAAGUGAUGGAGGCAGAUGACCCAUUCCUUCAAGAAACCAAUCCACGGCCAAGGAUCCAUCAGCAAGGGUCACCAUGCAGCCAAAAACAGCCAAGAUGGCAGUAGUCUCAGCUCGGAUGACCAGCUGCACCCUCCUGACUAAGUUAAUGGAAGAAUGAGUCACAGAGGAUCUCCAUGCCUGUACCCAUGCAGCUCAUCUUGGCUUGCUACUUUUAGUUGUCAAGGUCUUGGAAAGGUGUAUGCCUUGAUGUUUGCUGCCCGAGGUGCCUCUGUAGUUGUGAAUGACCUCGGAGUGGACAGGCAUGGAAAAGGAGAGGGCACCAAGAUGGCGGACAAGGUCGUAGAGGAGAUCCGAGCCAAAGGAGGCAAAGCAGUAGCCAAUUACGACUCUGUUGAAAAUGGAGAAAAGCUUGUCCAGACUGCAUUGGAUAACUUUGGCCGAAUUGAUAUUGUGAUCAACAAUGCAGGAAUCCUCCGGGAUCGCUCCUUUGCUAGAAUUAGUGACACAGACUGGGAUCUGAUCCAUAAGGUGCACUUGCGAGGAUCGUUCCUUGUCACCCGGGCUGCAUGGCCGCACAUGAAGAAGCAACACUACGGCCGCAUUAUCAUGACCUCAUCGGCAGCAGGACUGUACGGGAACUUUGGCCAGGCCAACUACAGUGCAGCCAAGAUGGGUCUUGUUGGGUUGGCCAACACCGUGUCAAUAGAGGGAGCCAAAUACAACAUCACCUGUAACACCAUUGCCCCCAUAGCUGGAUCUAGGCUCACAGAAGAUGUCAUGCCUGAAGAGGUUUUCAACUUGAUGAAGUCAGAGUACAUUGCUCCCGUCGUGCUUUACCUGUGCCACGAGGAUUGCACGCAGACCCGUGGCAUAUUUGAAGCUGGGGCAGGCUGGGUUGGCCAAGUCAAAAUCCAGCGAGGCGGAGGAGUUGUCUGCUCUACUGAAGGAGAACCACUCACCCCGGAAGCAGUUCGAGACAACUGGUCCUCAGUGUGUGACAUGGGUGAUUGUGACUACCCGAGUGGAGUAGGAGAGAGCACCAUGCUGGUGGUGCAAGCCCUCGAGAAGGCUAAGAGCCAGCCUGGGAAACGCAAUAUUGUCAGGUCCACCACAGCUGCAGGGGGCAGUGUUAUCAACCCGGAUCUUGCUGUUGGUCAGAAGUUCCCAUCCCCUCCGUUCACUAUCACACCGAAUGACGUCAUCCUCUAUGCCCUUGGAGUGGGUGCUUCCACAGUGCAACCAGGACACCUGAAGUUCCUCUUUGAGCUGAAUGAGGACUUCUGCACCUUGCCGUCCUUUGGUGUACUCCUGGGCCAGUCAGGCAUGGGCAAGCUCUUCACAGGGACUUUACCUGGUUUGGAGAGUAUUGACAUUACCAAGAUUCUUCACGGGGAGCAGUUCCUGGAAGUGUACCAACCCAUCCCUACAUCUGGAACCCUGUCUGCCGAGUCAGAGAUCGUCGAUAUUCUGGAUAAACGCUCUGGUGCCCUCAUCGUGGUGGAAUCCAAGGCUUACGAUCAGAACAGGCAACUGGUGUGUUCCAACCAGGCUUCCAUUUUCCUGGUAGGAGCAGGUGGCUUUGGUGGAAAGAAAACCUCAAGUAAGGUCAAGCCAACAGUUGAGCCCCCGUCACGUCCUCCCGAUGCCUCCGUCAAGCAAGUCACCUCCUUUGAUCAGGCUGCCCUCUAUCGCCUGUCAGGAGAUACCAACCCGCUCCACAUUGAUCCUACAUUUGCAGCCAUGGGAGGUUUUGAUAAACCCAUCUUACAUGGCCUCUGCACCUUCGGCUUUUCCUGUCGUCACGUCCUGAAGCAGUACGCCGACGAUGACGUCACCAAAUUCAAGGCUGUCAAGUGCCGCUUCUCCAAGCCCAUUGUGCCCGGCCAGACAAUUCAAACAGACAUGUGGAGAGAAGGCAACCGUAUACACUUCCAGACCAAGGUGGCUGAGACAGGAUCUGUCAUUAUCUCUGGGGCCUAUGUGGACCUGAUCAACCUUGCUCCCCAGCCAGCAGCCGCCGAAGUAAGUCGACUACGCACUGGCUCCGAGUCGUCAGUGACCAGUGGCCUGCAGUCUGACCUGCUCUUCCAGGAAAUGGGUCGUCAGCUUUCCAUCCAGACUGACAUGGUCAAGAAAGUGAAGGGCGUGUUCUUGUACAACAUCUCCAAAGGAGGCAAGCCAGCCAGCCAGUGGACUGUUGAUCUGAAGACUCCCGGCGGUGCAGUGUAUCAGGGUGCUCCAAAAACUGGCAAAGCUGAUGUUACCGUCAAGAUGUCAGAUGAGGACUUUGUGGCCAUAGCAGUCGGCAAGCUCAACCCUCAACAGGCGUUCAUGAAAGGUCGUCUGACAGUCAAGGGUAACCUCAUGCUACUGCAGAAGAUGACCCAACUGCUGAUGGCAUCUGCCAAGCUCUAGACCAUCGUUUCCCCCAUCCACCUGCAGCCCCCACUGCCACCAUCCCCUCCCCUCCCCCCAGGAUGGGCUAAGAAGUGCUUGAGGUCAGCUUCUCCUCAUUCAUCGAUUCAAGAUUCCGUGAAUCAUGGUACCUUUGAGUGAUGUCACUGUCACAUGAUGAAAACAAUACCAAAUUACUCAGGAGAGGUGAAUUCAAUACAGACACAUGCAAAUUAUCCGUUAAAACUGAUCUGCUAGAAUUCCUAUUGAAACGAUUGUCAUCCGUCUUUUUCUUAUCACUUUGAUCCAGAAUUGUUGGGCCUCAUGUCCCGAAUCAUUUCACUGAUCCGUUUUAUCUUACAAGUCCAAUAGUUGCAGGAGUUGCUUUCGGUCGACUUGGAUACUGCAUGGAUGUUUGUUCGAAAUGAAGUUUGAAUUUAUAAAUCAAGGGCUUCUCGGUCGUGAUAUUUGCUAGAGCUAAUGUAGCAUGUUGAUAGGUUUACAAUGUAACACAUCGUUACCAUAAUGAAAUGAAAACCAGAGCAAACGUAGCAUGUUGAUAGGUUUACAAUGUAACACAUCGUUACCAUAAUGAAAUGAAAACUGUAGAAUAUCCAAAGAAUCACGGUUGAAAUUAGAAAACUCGAGUCUUCAAAACGGUUCCCAAUAGCAGGUUCCCAGGUUAAUCCUCCUACCUUGGCCUUGAUUUCCUGGAAAAUUGAUCUCUUGCAUACUAGCAUGUGGUGAAAAGGAAAUGCAUUUUACUAUCUUACCAUAUUUUCUGUUGUGGUUAUUAUCAUAAUGCAAGAAUGGCUCAAGCAGAACCAGUGAUAGAUUUUGCUUAAAUCCAAACAAAAUGAUAUAGAGUGGUUGAGUAAUGACCUUUAAAUGAAACUGUGAAACACAUUGAUAGAAGGAAAGCAUGCAUGCAUGCAUGCAGAUUGCAAUCAAUUGAAAACUAAGGCAGUUGAAUUGGUUCGACAUCUCAAACGUUGUUUGACGUCAGUAAUCGAGGAGUUUCGUUAUAAGACCAACAACACUUAAUGUAAAUUUGUGCUUGUAUGAAAUUUCGUAAUUGGAAACAUACUUCUGACGUAAAUAUAAUUAUUUAUAUUUGUUCAUUUCGUUUGUGGUGUAUUAAUGUUCUGAUAUGUUGAGGUGAAACGAGUCGGAAGAUUUCCAUGCUUUUAUUAAAAGAAAGUAAUAUUUUAAUUUCAUCUUAAUUUAUAUACAGCAUUUUAUGUUGGUUUGGUACCUUUUGCUUAAAGUCCUAUCAUUAAUUCUUUGUUAUGCUAAAGAACAGACAUUAAAUGCUGACAAGCAAAGAGCCAUUGACGGCCAGUGCGGUUA